Messenger RNA from Pedinophyceae sp. YPF-701, 1839 nucleotides. Lineage: Eukaryota; Viridiplantae; Chlorophyta; Pedinophyceae. The record is from the annotation of a GenBank genome assembly.
AUGCUCCGCAGGCCGCCCGCGCCGUCGCGGCGCACGCGCCCCGCGCCGUCGCGGCGCCGGCCGUGCGUGGCGUCCGCGGUCCCCGAGCGCGCCCCGCCCGAGGACGCGCCCGCGGCGCCCCUCAGCGCGGCGCAAGUGAUGGACAACAUGCGCGCGGCCCGCGCGUGGCGCCCGCCGGCGGGGUGCGACAUCCUGGUGCGCGGCUCCGGGCGGCACAUGGGCGUGCCGGUGACGUGGCAGCUGCGGUACGGCGCGGACGGGGCGCUGUUGGAGGAGAUAGCGUCGGAGGAGUUCGAGCUGCGGUGGGGCCACGGGCGGCUGCCUGCGGCGCCGUGCUGGGAGGUGGACCACACGGGGGUGGCGCGGGAGCUGGAGUCGGACGACCGCGAGGGGCUGAUGCUGUCGUCGUGGGUGCGCACGGGGCGCUGGCUGAUGCCCGAGGCGCAGGGGGAGCUCGAGGUGUGGCCCGAGGCCGAGGGGGGCGACUCGUGGCCGGCGGCGCGGCGCGCCCCGCCCGGGCCGCUGCUGCGCGUGCGCGUGCGGCUGCCCGAGGGCCGGCUGUGGGCGGACGUGCUGGUGUCGCAGAACACGUGGGAGCUGGUGGGGGCGCAGAUCCCGCUGUGCGGGGAGGUCGAGCACUGGUUCUACUCCGCGUGGCGCGACUGGCCGCUCGGGGACGACGGCGGCGCGCUCCUGGGCCUCCCGGAGCGCACCGAGCACUACAGCGCGGCGGGCGGGCACAACGUGUACGUGACGGAGUCGGCGGUGGCGGUGGCGUCGGUGGACGCGGUGGCGUACGCGCUGCCCCCGACGCCCGCGCUGCCGCCGGACGCGACGUUCGACGCGGGCGUCAGCGGCGCCGUGCCCGCGGUGCGCACGGUGUCGGGGCACCUGCUGGUGCAGGGGAGCGUGGACGGGCAGGACGCGGGGUGGUUCAUCGUGGACACGGGCGCGUCGGGGCUGGUGAUCGAGCGCGGGGCCGCGGACCGCCUCGCGAUGGCGUCCUUCGGGGAGGUGUUCGUGUCGGGCAUGGGCCACACCUUCCAGUGCACCUUCCGGCGCAGCGGCCACCUGCGCGUGGGGCCCAUGCGCAUGGAGCGCCCGCUCUUCAUGGAGAUGGCCGUCGCGCGCGUGGUCACGGGCGCGCCCGGCCCGGUCGUGGGCAUCCUCGGCUACGACGUCUUCCGCCGCGCGGUGGUCGAGCUGCCCGCGUUCCCGGAGCGCGGGCCGCUGCCGCGGGACCCGCAGCGGUGCGAGCUCGUCGUGCACGACCCGGCGACGUACGAGGCGCCCCCGGAGCUCGACGGGCGGUGGGUGCCGACGCGGAUCAUCGGCAACCUGCCGUACGUGCCCGUCACGUUCGACACGGGCACGGGCGAGGUGCGCGAGGGGCUCUUCAUGGUCGACACGGGCGCGGGGGGCAUCGACGCGAUGUUCCACGAGCGGGCGGUGCGCGAGCUCGGGCUCGGCGGCGGCGGGGGGGUCAAGUACAUCCGCGGGGUUGGCACGGGCCGCGGGACGGGCAUGCGCGUCCACACGGGCGUGCUGCCGUGGCUGUCCGCGUCGGGGGAGAAGAUUCCGGCGGUGCAGUGCUUGUUCGCGGGGCCGGGGGGGCUGGACCUGUCGGUGUACUCGACGGGCAUCCUGUGCGGGGACCUGGUGCUGCACAUGGGCGCAGUCGUGGACUACGCGCGGCAACGCGUGGCCUUCCUGUCCCCGCAGGGCGACGCGGCGCAGACGGGGACCGGCAACGCCUCGACGUCGGCGGGGACCAGCGACGCCUCGACGCUGGCGACGCAUUACACGCUAGACGAGGACGACUGGGAACGGAAGGCUUGA